GGUUUAGGAGCUUUUGGCACGGGACUCACAUGCUCAUUUACCGGAGAAGAAAGAUGAGUCAAGGAGACAAUACUUCUACUCCUCCUCCUGCUGAUGAUGUGAAUGCCCGAAUGGACAUAAUGCAAAAGGCCAUUACGGAUAUGAGUUCCAUCUUUAGGGAUUAUCUUCAACAUCAGAACAACAAUAAUGCCCCACAAAACACUGGUGGCAAUUCACAGCAAACAGUGGAAUCUAGAGAAGGAAAUGAGCAGUUGACAUUGGUGAAGCAAUUUCAGAACAUGAACCCGCCUAGCUUCAAUGGAGUUCCUGAUCCCGAUGUGGCUGAGUCUUGGGUUAAGAAAUUAGAAAAGAUGUUCAAGCUCCUGAAAUAUGGGUUUUCUAAGAGAGGGGAAGAGGUUACAUGGGACAAGUUUGUUCAGGCUUUCUAUCGAAAAUAUUUUUCUACAGCUGUGUUGGAAAGAAAGGAACUGGAGUUCAUGAAUUUGAAGGAAGAUGACAUGACAGUUGAUGGGUAUCAAGCUAAAUUCAGUUCUCUUAUGAAGUUUGCUCCUCACCUUGUUAAUGAUGAAGUUAGGAAGGCAAGGAAGUUUCAAAGAGGGUUGAAAGCUUCCAUUAGGAACAAGGUGGUUCCUCAAAUGCUAAAGACUUAUGAUGAGGUCUUGGCCACGGCUCAAAUAAUUGAGCAAGAUAUGGAGGAGCAAAAAAUGGAGACUCAUGACUCAAAAGGCAAGGGAAAGGCUAUUAACAACCAGCCUUUCAACAAGAAGCCUGAACAAAGGGGAAAAAGGAAGAUCCCUGAAAGCAACAGACCUAGUUUUGAUUUUUGUAAGAGGUGCGGUAAGAACCAUAGGGGAAAAGAAUGUUAUUGGAAAACUGGGACAUGUUUCAAGUGUGGGAAGACUGGCCACUUGAUCAAGGAUUGCCCGGUUCUCAAGGGAGCAAGUCAGCAGCCAAAGUAUCAAGAUAAUAAGAAGCCCAUGGUUCAAGGAAGAGUUUUUGUCAUCACAAAACAACAGGCUCACAACACUCCUACAAUUAUAAAAGGUAAAAUACUUAUCUCUUUUGGGAAUGCCCAUGUGUUGAUUGACUCUGGAUCUACCCACUCAUUUGUGUCACCUAAGUAUGUGCCAUUUUUGCAUGUGGAGCCUGAGACCCUUAAUUGUGUGCUUGUGGUGAAUACUCCUUCUAAGGAGGUUUUAACAUCAAAAACCAUUUAUAGAUCUUGUAGAGUUAUGGUAGAAGGUAGAGUUUUGCUUGCCGAUCUGAUUUUGUUAGGCAUAGUGGAAUUUGAUGUCAUACUUGGUAUGGAUUGGUUGUCUACCCAUUAUGCCAUGGUUGAUUGUUAUGAGAAUGUGGUUACUUUUUUCACUCCUAACCAACCUGUGAUUCGGUUUGAAGGAGAAAAAGUUGGAUCAUUUCCAUUACUUGUUUCUUGCAUGAAAGCUGAUAAAAUGUUGCAGCAUGAGUGUUAUGGAUAUCUGGCAUAUGUUUUUGAAUCUAAAGACAAGCCGGUGUCGGUAGAAGAAAUUUCGGUAUUGGAAGACUUUCCUAAUGUUUUCCCUAAGGAGUUGCCUGGGCUACCUCCAAAUAGGGAGAUUGAGUUUACUAUAGACCUUGUGCCUAGUACUGCACCAAUAUCCCAGCAACCUUAUAGAAUGGCCCUAGCAGAAUUAAUUGAAUUGAAAAAGCAGUUGCAAGAGCUUCUUGAUAAGGGGUUCAUUAGACUCAGUACUUCUCCCUGGGGUGCUCCGUUACAAGGGGCUCGUGUCUUUUCCAAAAUUGAUCUUAGAUUAGGUUAUUAUCAACCAAAGGUUAAACCCGAGGAUGUGAUGAAUACUGCUUUUAAAAGCAGAUAUGGGCACUACGAGUUCCUGGUAAUGCCGUUUGGUUUAACCAAUGGCCCUGCAGCUUUUAUGGAUCUUAUGAAUAGGAUCUUUCAGCUGUACUUAGCUAAGUUUGUCAUUGUCUUCAUUGAUGACAUUCUUAUCUUUUCUCCUAAUGAAGAGAGCCACAAGGAGAAGAGAGCCACGAGGAGCAUCUAGCCAUUGUAUUACAGAUUUUGCGAGAAAAGAAGUUAUAUGCCAAGUUUGAUAAGUGUGAGUUUUGGCUGAAUCAUAUUAGUUUUUUAGGUCAUAUUGUCUCGAAGGACGGCAUAUCAGUUGAUCCUAGUAAAGUGGAAGCAGUUGU
Molecule: messenger RNA, 2187 nt
Organism: Rubroshorea leprosula
Lineage: Eukaryota; Viridiplantae; Streptophyta; Magnoliopsida; Malvales; Dipterocarpaceae
Source: the annotation of a GenBank genome assembly